AUGGCAACAAAAAUCAUCCUCUCAUCCCUACUAUUCUCUCUUUACUUCCUAGCAACAAUAGCAGAAAAUAAUGCCAACAACUCAACCACUUCAACAAGUUUCGUCCAGGCCUCGUGUCGAGCCACUACAUACCCGACCGUAUGCAUCCAAUCCCUCACUCGCUAUGCAGGUUCAAUAAAACACAAUCCACGCCAGCUAGCUCAUACAGCUCUAGCAGUGAGCCUCCACUCGGCGUGGUCCACUAGGGUUUUCAUUCACAAGCUGACUAAUUUUAAGGGUCUGAAGCGAAGAGAAUACCAGGCUAUCCGAGAUUGCCUAGAGGAGAUAGCAGACAGUGUGGACCAGAUCGGCCAGUCAAUCCGAGAGAUCAAGUCCAUGGGUCAAGGCCCACCUGGCCAGGACUUUUUCUUGCACAUUAGUAACAUGCAAACGUGGGUAAGUGCUGCCCUUACAGACUGCACAACUUGUUUGGAUGAGUUAUCAGAUACAACCUAUAAUAGAAGGAUUAAACACUCGGUUAGGUCCCGAGUGACUAAUGUAGCUCAAAUCACUACUAAUGCACUUGCACUUAUUAAUCACUUAGUUGCCUAA
Messenger RNA from Impatiens glandulifera, 591 nucleotides. Its product is annotated as pectinesterase inhibitor 11-like. Lineage: Eukaryota; Viridiplantae; Streptophyta; Magnoliopsida; Ericales; Balsaminaceae. Gene Ontology annotation, biological process: negative regulation of catalytic activity. Bases 1 to 591 code for a protein of 196 amino acids. The record is from RefSeq and is a predicted model, not a curated record. The transcript has a single exon. Gene Ontology annotation, molecular function: enzyme inhibitor activity.